CAGGAAAAAGAUUUGCCCCAGACAUGCAUAUUGCAACAAAGGGUUAAUUAGAAACAGCAAGAUGCUGAAACAAAUCUGUCAGACAAGUGCAGCAGAUAAUGAUUAAAGGGAGGGAGAAACAGCCAGAGAAGGAGAGCAGAACAGUGAAACAGAGAGCGAGAGUUCUCCUAAAGGAACCGGGAAAAGGAAAAGCAUGUAGUAAAUGGACCUUUUCUAUCCGAAUCAGUGAGGCAGGAAAGACAGAAGCAGAUCAGAGUAGGAGGAUACAGCCAGUCAGAGAUAGAGACGGAGAAGGAAGAAAAAAACAUGGUUGGCUAAGUAAUUGUAGGAGAAAACAGGCAGCAAUGGUAGGAGGAGGUGCUUGAUGAAUAUGCCUUCUGAAUAUAGCAGUUAGAGAAAAAAAAACAUAAACAGAGCCACAGGAUGAGAGAAAUACAAGGCAGCUAACUAAUGCUGAAGCCGAAGGUUGAAGGAUUACUCAUUCUUGUGCUACUGAAAUAUAAAAACAUACAUGUGGAUAUUAAAAACAGUGGAAAUUAAUGUUUAUAAAUGUUAACUGCUAAAAGGAUCUGUUGGACCUGGAUGAGCAAAGUGCUUUGAGAAGGAUGGGUCUCAUAAACUAAAUCUGGAAUAAAGCAUUCUGCAGAAGCAACUGGAAGAAAUACUAUUCAGAAGCUCAGUCUAAAGCUGAAGAAGUGCAUUAUGAAUUCAUUUAAACAGAGAAGAUGAAGUAGAAUAUGACCAAACAGAAUCAGGAGCAAAAAUCCACAACUUCAAAGAACCUGAACUUAAAAGAUGGAAACUGUUUGACACAAAAGAGACAUCAGACAACUUUGGACUGCAGACAAUGUGAAUGGAGAAACAUUUGUUUAGAUCAUCCAGAAUACAUCUAGUUUGGAACAGUAAAACAAAAAAGGUUUUCAUCACAAAAUAGUCUGAACUGGUUCAAAACUUGGUUGACAGUUAUACCCCCAUCAUUUAUCCUCUGCUAAGCUUUAACAGAGAUGCUCCAGGAAGUGAUGAAAACGCACUAUAAAGACUUACAUGCUGCAGAAAGAUAUGUAUAAGGUGCCUUGAACUACACAUAACAACAGCUGGGUCCUGACACCUCUCAAUAGUCACCUGUGCUGUUAGAAUGUCAUGACAGGCAAGAGAUUAAUGAAUGAACAUCAAAAUCACUGACGGUCACAUUAACAACUUGACAAACUCAAAUGAUUAAGGAUGAUGUUGUUAUGGAAACCUAUUCUAAUCUUAACAACUUUUGGCUGUCUUUCAGAUUUUUCUGAAGCUGUUGUUGGUCAGACAACCUCAUACGCUGCUAUCUUGAGAAUAAAGCCAGGGGGCUCGACUUCAAGUCUAUUCAGCUCAAGGUUUAGGCCUCAGUAUUCUUCAUCGAGGCAGAAUUCUAACAGAUGGCAAGAUGUAGGGAACCCUUUCCAUUCAUCAACAGACCUCUUCUACUUCAGAGACUCCAUGCAACAUGACGAAAGUUUAGAAUAUGGACCUAUUUUUACUCAGGAACCAACCAAUAUUGUAUUUCCUAUUGAUUCUGAAGGAGAAAAGGUGGUGUUAAACUGCGAAGCACGAGGAAAUCCAACGCCUAUUUACAGAUGGCUAAGAAACGGAACAAUUCUGGAUAUGGAAAAUGACUACCGGUACAGUUUGGUUCAAGGAAGUUUAAUCAUCAGUAACCCAACUGACAUUAAGGAUACUGGAAGAUAUCAGUGUUUAACAAGUAAUGCAUUUGGCAGCAUUAUUAGCCAUGAAUCCACCAUUCAGUUUGCCUACCUGGGAAAUUUCAGUGGGCGAACAAGAAGUGCAGUUUCAGUACGAGAAGGUCAAGGAGUUGUAUUGAUCUGCUCACCUCCAGCGCAUUCACCAGAAAUCACCUACAGCUGGGUAUUUAAUCAAUUUCCCUCAUUUGUGGCAGAAGACAGUAGGCGCUUUAUCUCACAAGAGACAGGAAAUCUUUAUAUUGCCAAGGUGCAAACAUCAGAUGUUGGAAGUUAUAUCUGUCUUGUCAAAAACAUGGUGACAAACACAAGAGUGCUGAGUCCACCUACACCACUCACUCUCCGUACAGACGGUGUAAUGGGUGAAUAUGAGCCAAAGAUUGAAGUCCAUUUUCCAUUUACAGUUACCGCUCCAAAGGCAACAACUGUUAGACUGGAAUGCUUUGCACUGGGCAACCCUGUUCCAAUCAUCUCAUGGAGGAAGGUAAAUGGUAAUAUUCCAAACAGAGCAAGGUUAAGGAAAUCGCAGGCAGUCCUUGAAAUAACUAACCUCCAGUUGGAUGAUGCCGGAACCUAUGAAUGUAAAGCAGAGAAUCUGCGUGGCAGGAAUGUUUUCCGUGGACAGCUGCAAGUGUACUCACAUCCCCACUGGUUGGAAAGAAUAAAUGAUACACAGCUGGACAGUGGAGAAGAUCUGCACUGGGAAUGCAAAGCAUCUGGAAAACCCAAACCCACCUACCGCUGGCUGAAGAAUGGAAUACCUUUGUCAUCUCAGAGCAAAAUUGAGAUGUUUAAUGGUGCCUUAUCAAUCCGUCGUGUUAACCAGUCAGAUGCAGGAAUGUACCAAUGUGUAGCAGAAAGCAAAUAUGGAGUAAUUUAUGCAAGUGCUGAACUAAAAAUCCUAGCUUCUGCUCCCGCAUUUGAACAGAAUCCAAUGAAGAAAACCAUAGUUGUCACUGUUGGCAAGGAAGCUAUAAUUGAAUGCAAGCCACAGGCCUCUCCAAGACCAUUAAAGUCCUGGAAAAGAGGAGGCAAAGCAUUAAAAGUGAACAAAAGGAUAACAGUCCUUCAAGAUGGCAGUCUACGAAUCAUGAAUGCGUCCAAAUCAGAUGAAGGAAUUUAUAUCUGCAAAGUAGAAAAUGUGUUUGGUUCAGCUGAAAUGGUUGUUUCUUUAUUUGUGAAAGAACCAACUAAGAUGGAAUUGACACCUGAUCGUGCAGAGAUAACAGUGGGGGAGAGCAUUGUCUUAAACUGCAGAGCUUUCCAUGAUCCUACGCUCGAGGUUACUUUCCACUGGUCACUGAACAACCAGCCAAUUGACUUCCAUGAAGAAGGUGGCUAUUUUGAAAACAUCAGAACACAGGCAUCCUCUGCAGAUUUGAUGAUCAGGAAUAUUUUGUCAAAGCACGCUGGUAAAUAUGGCUGCAAAGUUCAGACAUCAGUGGACAGCAUUUCAGAUGAGUCAGAGAUUAUUGUAAAGGGUCCUCCUGGUGCCCCAGGCGUAGUGAUAGUUGAAGAGAUCUCUGACACCACAGCAACACUAUCUUGGAGUCCUGCAGCUGACAAUCAUAGCCCUGUUACCUCUUACAAUCUUCAAGCACGGAGUGCUUUCUCUUUAGGGUGGCAAACUGUGAAAACAGUUCCAGAUCCAGUUACUGGUGAAAUGGAAUCUGCCAUGGCUAUAGAAAUGAAUCCCUGGGUGGAAUAUGAGUUCCGAGUUGUGGCAACAAACAGUAUUGGAACCGGUGAUCCCAGUUUGCCAUCCAGAGUUGUUAGGACCAAAGAAGCAGUGCCAACUGUGGCUCCAUCCAAUGUGAGUGGAGGAAGUGGAAGACGUCAUGAAUUAGUGAUUACAUGGGAACCCACCUCAGAAGAAUUUCAGAACGGUGAGGGAUUUGGCUAUAUUGUGGCCUUUAGGGUUAAUGGGACACGUGGUUGGAAAGAAAAAAUGGUGACUUCAGCAGAUGCUUCAAAGUUCAUUUAUAAGGAUGAGACCAUACCACCUCUUACAGCAUUUGAGGUGAAAGUUGGAACUUACAAUAACAAAGGUGAUGGUCCAUUCAGUCCAACGGUGAUAAUUUUCUCUUCUGAAGGAGAGCCAAGAACUGCUCCAGCUGAUGUCACCAUUGCAAGUGUUUCUGCAUCAGAAAUUUUUGUUACUUGGAAGGCUCUAACAGGCAGCCCAGGAAAACCAAAGGGAUACGAGGUUAACUACUGGAAAGAUGAUGAGCAGGAAGAUGAUGCAGAAAGUGUGAAAACUGUGGAAAAUAAUGUCAUUCUGUCAGGUUUGGAGGGAGAUACAGUGUAUCAUAUAUCUGUAAGAGGAUACAACCAAGCAGGAUAUGGACCAGCAAGCAACACAAAGCAGAUAGUCACUAAAAAAUCACCUCCUAGUCAAGCCCCAGACAAUCUGAUGUGGAUGCAGGAUGGAUUACAUGUGUCUCUAGGGUGGGAACCUGUAAGGCCCCUAGCAAACGAGUCUGAAGUUCUUGGAUACAAGGUCUUUUUUAGACAAGAAGGUCACAGCACUGGACAGAUUGUGGAGACAAAUAAACCAUCUGCAGUCGUUUCUUUGCCUGAAAGUGGAGUUUACAUAAUUGAAGUUCGAGCACUAAGUGAAGGAGGUGAUGGGGCAGCUAGCUCCCAAAUUAGGGUAGAAGCAUAUUCAGGAGCAAAAAUUACAAACUCACAAGCGUCAACAUCCAGUAUAACCACUUCUCCAUCAUCAGUGACAUUACUUUUAGUACUAGUUGUGCCAUCUGCCUCUUGGUGAAGGUGUGGUGGUUGCUGUUUUGGUCGUUGCCUUGUAAUAACAGUUGAUGAAAUUUCUUAUGUGGAGGACUUUGAAUAUUUAAACUUAGUCCUGGUCUGUCUGUGGUCCUUAGGAAUAAUGUGAAUGCAUAUAGUGAUGGAUUCAGUGAUGGGUCUUCGGGACUCACGGAGUAUGAUACCGUUGCAUUAGAGAGCAUGAGGUGCAUUAUGGUCAAGAAGAAAAGAGAAGAAAAGACUGCUUUUAAAGUCGUCAAGCUGCUUUCUUAGCACUGAAGAUGAUGGACAUCUUCAUCACUUCUAAAAUGCAAACUGAAUCAAAAACUCUUCUUUUAUGUCCAUUAAGAUGAUAAAUGAGAUUUUCAUCUAAGAGCUGCAGAGGUUUAGUUCAAGUUUCAAUCUAAGCAUUUCUUAAUCCACUUCCCCUGUUCUAAUGUCUAGCUAAGGCGAACAACAGUAGCUUAGUUAUGGAUGUUGUACAUCUUCCAAAAUGUUUAGGAGAAAUGAUGAUGUAAUGCCUAUGGUGCUGCAGUUUAAUAAAGAGUUUAUUUUGUGUGCAUCAGUAACAGAUAGAAUUGUACACGUUUUGUACCUGAUCUUGUAUGGGUAUCAGUGCAUGGGCAUGGUUUGUGGAAGAAAAUGCAUUAUACAUUUAUGUCCCUUUUUGAGAUAUAACCAUGAGUGAGGAAAAUCUUUCAUAUGCUCAAAAAUAGCUGCAUAUGCUGCAACUGAGUGAUACAUUAAAACAUAACUGCC
Messenger RNA from Protopterus annectens (West African lungfish), 5258 nucleotides. It is a transcript of the gene CNTN5, whose product is annotated as contactin 5. The record is from RefSeq and is a predicted model, not a curated record. The coding region runs from base 1222 to 4506 and encodes 1094 amino acids. NCBI's taxonomy places the organism in Eukaryota, Metazoa, Chordata, Ceratodontiformes, Protopteridae. Gene Ontology annotation, molecular function: cell-cell adhesion mediator activity. The transcript is spliced from 30 exons. Gene Ontology annotation, biological process: brain development; cell-cell adhesion.